AUGUUCCCCGUCAGGCCCAGCAGCCCCGUCGGGGUGGAGGAGGAGGAACCAGCCGACAAUAACCUGGGAUUCAUAAGCCGAAGCCAGGGGCGGCCGCCUGAGGGGAGCGGAGAGGCCGCGGCCCGGUCCGCCUCUUCCCCUUCCUUGCUGCAGCCCAGCGACCUCUCCUCCAGCCCUUCCCGCCAAUCCCGCGAGCUGUGCAACACCCGCGAACUGGGCAACUCCCAAGAUCCUCACAGGCCUUUUCUGACAGAGGCUGCAGGCUUGGUGACAGCAGAGGCCUCAGCAGCAACGUCAAGCUCGGGAGAGCUCGCGUCCCAGGCCCAAGGUGAGCGGAGCUCCAGAUGUCCCCGCGUCUCGACCUCUCCCCAAGACUCACCCAUGGCCCAGUCCAUGGCCGUCGCUGUGGCAGCCUGCCCUUCUGCCCUCACCACCUUCCCCAGGCGUGUCGCUGCCGCGGCCUCCGGCUCGGCCCCCCCAAAGCCCAGGCGGGUGGGGAUGACCGGGCACCCAGUGGGCAUCCCGCUUUUCCGUUGGCUAGAGAGCCGCAGCCUGGGCCGAGGGAACUAUGUAGACCCGGCCCGAGACAACUUCCGCAUGAUGACCAGGGUGUACAAAUCCAUCUACCACACAGACUCGCUGUACCUCAACACCCGCACCCACGGCGCGGUCUUCAACCUGGAGUACUCUCCCAAUGGGUCAGUGUUAACAGUUGCUUGUGAACUGAGUGAAGUUCUUCUUUUUGACCCCAUAUCUUCAAAGCAUAUAAAAACGCUUUCUGAAGCGCAUGAAAACUGUGUAAAUAAUAUCAAGUUUCUGGAUAAUAGACUGUUUGCAACAUGCUCCGAUGACUGUACAGUAGCCCUUUGGGAUCUGAGAAAAUUAAACUCUAAAGUGUGCACUUUACAAGGUCAUACUAGCUGGGUGAAGAACAUUGAGUAUGACGUUAAUACAAGACUCUUAGUUACGUCAGGAUUCGAUGGAAAUGUCAUCAUUUGGGACACUAACCGGUGCACAGAAGACGGGUGCCCACACAAGACAUUCUUUCAUACCCGUUUUCUUAUGCGCAUGAGGUUAACUCCAGACUGUUCCAAAAUGCUGAUUUCAACCUCUUCUGGUUAUCUUCUGAUUUUACAUGAUCUUGACUUGGCAAAAUCUUUAGAUGUUGGAAGCUAUCCAAUUAUGAGGGCAGGAAGCAGAGCAUGGAGUUCCGGUGCGGCUACUUCUGCAAGUUCAUCUGCUCCUAGAGCUGCUGGUUCAUCUUCUCGUGAUGGAGAUUCUGGUUCAUUAUCUGAGCAAAAUGUGUCAAGAUCCUCUCAAGCAGAAAGUGUGUCACCUCGUAAUAGUUUUGAAAUUUUAAUACCAGAUGUUCCUUUUGGGAGGCGUCGUGGUAACUGCAUUACAUCUUUACAACUACAUCCUAAAGGUCAGGCUGCCCUUUUACGGUGUUCCAGUAGUAUAGAUGAUCAGGAAUGGACCUGUGUCUAUGCAUUCCAAGAUGGGCCUCCAGUACGACCCAUUUCUCCUCGUUAUUCUCUCAGACUGACUCAUUAUAUUGAGGAAGCUAAUGUAAGCAAUGGGUACAUCAAAGAGCUUUGUUUCAGCCCUGAUGGUCGACUGAUUUCUUCCCCACAUGGCUAUGGGAUCCGCUUAUUGGGAUUUGACACCCAGUGCAAUGAACUUUUUGACUGCUUACCCCACAGAGCCAGGCCCUUGCAGGAAAUUCAUUCUCUCUACUCUCACAACGAUGUGGUUCUGACAACCAAAUUCUCUCCCACACAUUGUCAGAUUGCCUCCGGGUGCCUUAGUGGAUGCGUGUCUUUGUAUCAGCCAAAGUUUUAG
Antechinus flavipes (yellow-footed antechinus) is the source of this 1842-nucleotide messenger RNA. Its product is annotated as DDB1- and CUL4-associated factor 10-like. Bases 1 to 1842 code for a protein of 613 amino acids. Lineage: Eukaryota; Metazoa; Chordata; Mammalia; Dasyuromorphia; Dasyuridae. The record is from RefSeq and is a predicted model, not a curated record. The transcript has a single exon. Gene Ontology annotation, molecular function: protein binding. Gene Ontology annotation, cellular component: Cul4-RING E3 ubiquitin ligase complex.